Messenger RNA from Patiria miniata (bat star), 2453 nucleotides. RefSeq names its product histidine ammonia-lyase-like (gene hal). NCBI's taxonomy places the organism in Eukaryota, Metazoa, Echinodermata, Asteroidea, Valvatida, Asterinidae. Gene Ontology annotation, biological process: L-histidine catabolic process. Bases 438 to 2402 code for a protein of 654 amino acids. Gene Ontology annotation, molecular function: histidine ammonia-lyase activity. The transcript is spliced from 20 exons. Gene Ontology annotation, cellular component: cytoplasm. The record is from RefSeq and is a predicted model, not a curated record.
CACGGCACGUCAUCAUUGUCAAUCGUAUUAUGAUAGUACCGCGCAUGCGAUUAAAAACGAAAACAGUCCGUCGUGCUUAUUUGCAUGGAGGAAUUUGCUCGAUUUCUGUGUAAUUUGAUGUGUUGGAGAAACUUUACUGAAGGACGAUUUACCGACAACGACUUUCCACUAAACUUGCGUAGUUUAUGUGUGAAAAAAAUCAAUGUCUGUAAGAAAGAGCAUGCAGCUAGAUGAUACAAUCAGUUCGUAAAUUUGAUUUUGGUGUAGUGCCAAUUAUUAAUGCAAGGUCAACUACAGUGUACGUCACGUACGUUGCGCACGUGCAUCGGCUCAGUGGUAGUGCGGCCUAAAAAAAUAAAACCCGUAGUGGAAUCCAGUUUCGCGCUCAAGUAUUUUUGCCAGACUGAAUUGGUGAAUCCAUUUCCACUGGUAGACCGAUGCCAUCGGAGAUGAAGGUGAACAUACGCGUCCGUGAUGAAUGGCUGCUCGUGCCGGUUAAGUCGGGCAAGCUGACGGUGGACUGGCUCGGGAAGCAAGCCCUGUCUCGCUACCGGACCCUCAAGGCUUACGAUCAGGAGAAAGAAGAUGACGUGCUGGAGGUACGCAAGUCGCCGGGAGGAAGCUUGCUGUUCCCUGCUGACCACAUCGAAGAUGUCGUGGAUGACAAUGGAUUUGUCUACACCGUGCUGGAAAGUGAACAGAAGACAGGAGAUGCAAGCUGUUCGUCCACUCUUCAGAAUGAUCUGAAUGUACACCCAACCCACAAGUCUGCGUCAGAGUACUUGAGCCUGGAUGGAUGCAGUCUCUCCACGGAUGACUUGAUGAAACUUGGCGAAGGCAGUUACAACAUCAAGCUGACUGACAAAGCUUGGGAGAAAGUCACAAAGGCGAGGGAGCUACUGGAAAAGAUUGUGGAAGAAAACAAAGUUGUUUAUGGUGUGACGACAGGCUUUGGGAAGUUUGCUCGCGUGGUCAUCCCCCCUGAAAAACUCAAUGAGUUACAGGAGAACCUGAUUCGCUCCCAUGCGGCCGGGGUGGGCCAACCCCUCAGCCCGGAGCGCACUCGUCGCUUGCUGGCGCUACGCCUCAACGUGAUCGCUAAGGGUCAUAGUGGUCUGUCCCCAAAGAAUCUGAGGAGCAUGAUUGAUGCCUUUAAUUCAUCCUGCUUGCCCUGGGUUCCAGAGAAAGGCACCGUGGGGGCCAGCGGUGACCUGGCCCCCUUGAGCCACCUAGCCCUGGGUAUGAUGGGGGAAGGGAAGAUGUGGAGUCCGAGAACAGGAUGGGCUGAUGCUAAGACGAUUUUGAAGAUGCAUGGGGUGGAACCAGUCGUACUUGGCCCAAAAGAGGGUAUAGCUUUGAUCAAUGGAACACAGCUGAUAACAGCACUCGGAACCGAAGCUGUUGAGCGUGCCGCAGCUAUCGCACGUCAGGCCGACGUGGUUGCCGCUCUGACCCUGGAUGUCCUGAAGGGAACUAACUCUGCGUUUGAAAGUCACAUCCACGCAGCCAGACCCCAUAAAGGUCAGAUGAAAGUGGCCAGCAACCUGCGGUCUCUCCUGGCCUCAGACGUCCAUCCCUCAGAAAUUUCCGAGAGCCAUCGAUUUUGUGACCGUGUGCAAGACGCCUACACCUUGCGCUGCUGCCCACAGGUUCACGGUAUCGUCAAUGACACCAUUGAAUUUGUGAAAGGCAUCUUGACGACCGAGCUGAACAGUGCAACAGACAACCCGAUGGUUUUUGCCGAUCGUCAAGAGACAAUUUCUGGUGGCAACUUUCAUGGGGAGUACCCUGCCAAGGUGCUGGACUAUCUCGCUAUCGGUGUCCACGAGCUGGCAUGCAUCAGCGAACGCCGAACUGAAAGACUUGUUAAUCCAUCCCUGAGUGAACUACCAGCGUUUCUGGUGAAUGAUGGAGGAAACAAUUCUGGCUUCAUGAUAGCUCACUGCACAGCAGCUGCACUAGUUUCCGAGAACAAGGUGCUGACUCACCCGGCGUCCGUGGACUCGCUUCCCACGAGCGCCAACCAAGAGGAUCACGUCAGCAUGGGAGGAUUCUCAGCCAGAAAAUGUCUGACCGUGGUGGAGCAUGUCGAGCAAGUACUGGCCAUUGAGUUGUUGGCAGCGUGCCAAGGCAUCGAGUUCCUUCGUCCGCUGAAGACUACGGCUCCACUGGAGGAAGUCUACAAACUUGUCCGCUCAGUCGUGGCACCGUGGGAUAAGGAUCGCUACAUGGCCCCCGACAUUGAGGCAGCUACUAAACUACUACAAGAAGAGAAGGUAUGGAAAGUGGUCAAGCCAUACAUGGACAACUAUCACACAGAGCAUCUGAAGGGAGCUAGGCCCAUCUCCCCUACAGGCAGUUCCUUGGGAAACAGCCCUGUAAAGCGCAAGCGCAUGAAGUAAAAAGAACACCGACGGUUACAAAAAUGGUGGCCAAGAGCACUCUAGUACUAC